UAUGAUGUGGGGGUAUCUCGGGAUCUACAAUUGCAUUUUGCUGUGGGACCUUAUAAAACUAUGUUUGGAUGUUGGAUGCCACAGACAAAUUGUCUGUGGCAUUCAGCUACUUGUUUUCUGCAGCUGAUUUCUUUUUUUUAAAGCGUGAAAGAGAACAACUUUCGCAGCUAAAGGAGAAACUUGCUCAUGUCAGUCAACUUGUUAACGACAACAGCUCAAUUAUGAUGCGGUGGAAGCAGAGCUGAAAUCCAGCACUGUUGGUCUGGUGACACUCAAUGAUAUGAAGGCCAGGCAGGAGGCUCUUGUGAAAGAAAGAGAAAAGCAACUGGCCAAGAAAGAGCAAACAAAGGAGUUGAUGCUGAAGCUGGAGAAGAAGAGAAAGGAUGCCAGUUUCUUUUAAUCCUGAAGAGGAGGAGGAAGAGGACUCUGAGUGGUGUUAAUAAUAAAUCAGAUUUCCCUGCCAAGAAAAACUAGUUAGGGAAGAACCCAGAUGUGGACACCAGUUUCCUGCCAGAACGGAACAGAGAGAUCCGGUGAAAAUAUUGCCUUCUGGAUCAUUCUGGACCCAGAUUUUAUUUUCAUGUUUAACUAUUAAUGUAUUGUCAGAUGCAUUCUCCUUUCAGAUGAAUACAUUGCAUUAACUUUAAAACAUUAGGUUACUCUUCAUUGUUACUCCUCUACCUUUUUUAAUUUAAAUUCCCCAAAGUGUUGUUGCCUAAAUCAUGAAACCAUAGUGAUCUCUUCACCAAUAACAUAACAGUCCUGUUGAAGAAAUAUUCCCAUUUGAAUUCCUAUGAAAAUGUGAUCCUAUUUUUUUUAUACAAAUAAACCUACACUUGGAUGCUGUCCACUUUGUUGAUAUAAAUUAUAUUAUAUCAACUUGAUUUAUUUAUAUUAUUUAAAAAAAUAUAUAUUUUAAUUUGUCCUUGUUGUUUUUAAGUGUCAUGAAUGAGAAUAUGGUUUGGUUGGCUCUUGGAGACUAAACAGUUAAAGCGUGCAGGUGCCUGUGUUUUUCUUUGCCCUUUAGCUUCAAGAUACCACACCCUUGUUUCCUUCUCUCUCACGCACUCACCCCGAUGUGUCAACUUCAUAGCGUUCUCCAUGCUGUACAUACAAGGACCCGACAACACCUAUUGUUUUGCAGAAAACGGAUAUACAGUCCGAUUGGGAGAUGUUUGAGUCCAAGUGCUUUGCUUUUGGGCACUGCUAUGUGUGCUUUGGCAGCAUGCGGAGAUCCAAGCUCAUCUUGCUCCAGGUCCUGACUCUGAGUCAGUACCUCUGGGCCCAGGAGGACCUAACAGCCAUCUCGCCACAGGACUGCAGUCUGGAAUGUGUCCUGCAGGGGGGUGCAGGAUGUGUAUACUGCAGAAUCAGCAGAGAAGAUGUUGGAAGAACCCUAGGCGUUUCCUCUGUCGAGGCAUUUGGAAGUUGUGUUCCGUGGCCAUGUUUUGUCUUUCUGGGUGGACAGAGCUCUGAUGUGUGCCAGCAUUAUGUCCAUGCUCCACACGAUGUGACUGUAGAGUUCCUAGCUGAUGAGAACACUAAAUAUGACACUGUCGUUGUCUCCUGGCAUCCCAGCCAGUUUGGGAUCUCCUUCCUCAGAGGGUUCCAGGUCUCCCUUCAGGCCUUGGGAGGAUCUCAUAUGGCCUGUCAGCUUUUUCUCUUUCAAAUCAAUAUUUCUCUCUCUGCCUCACAUGCCCAAACGGUGUACCAGUCAGACGCCUUCGCCCGUCUAACCCUGGGGGCCCAGUAUGCUGUCACUGUGAUGGCCCUGCCAGUUCCUGAGUUGUGGGAUAAAUUCUAUCACAGCACAAUGUUCUCCACACGCACAUGCCCGGAGAAAAACGGACUUGAACAUUGCAAGAAAGAUUGGUACCCAAAACAUAUAGAAGUUCAGCAGGAAGAGCAUGACGUUAUUGUGACGUUCAACCUUGCUCCCGCACAUUUUGGAAUCAACCGCUACUUCUCAUUAUGUUAUGGAGAGGGGCGGCGCGGAGGAGGUGGCCUGAAGAGAUACGUUAUUAAACCUAAUUCCACAAAAAACAGGACUCACCACAGUUAUCAUCUCCAAGGCCUGAUGGUAGGGUGCAACUACACCUGUGAGAUCGCAGUUGACGAGGUAGACGCUGUAAGAAAAACAUUCAAUGUUCAAGUGAUGCAGAUGAAACAAGACCCACCUCCCAUUGCCACUCCAUCCCUGACCCUGCUGCUCCCUGUUGGCGUUGCCCUGGCAGCCAUGUUAGUGGUGUUAUUACUGGCUGUCGUCUGGAAGAAUCACAGGCAGAUUAGGAGGAAGACGGAGAUAAAUCCAGAAAUAAUCGAGCAACAUCAUGACAAGAAAGGGAACGAGGAACAUGUGUCACUGACCAGCAGGUUAACUCCGCCUCGAUUACUGAUUUGCUACAGCAGCGAUGACGGCCACGCCCAUGUCCGAGCUGUAAUGCAGCUAGCAGUCUUCCUGCAGCAGCACAUGGCAACACAGGUAUUUCUGGACCUGUGGGAUUCUCUAAGCUUGGCAGAGGAGGGGAUCAUGGGAUGGCACUGCAGGAGGAUCCAGGAGAGUGACUUUGUUCUGGUCAUCUGUUCCCGGGGACUACAGAGGCGGCCAACGGAGAGAGAUGCGGGGGAAAGCAGAAGCACCGCUGCAGCCGUAGUAUCCCUGGUGGGAGAAGAGCUUGGCCGUGCCAAAGCCAAGGGGAGAGACAUCUCCAAGUACAUGGCUGCUAUAUUUGAGUACUCUGAGGAGAAGGACAUCCCUGCCGAGCUAGGGUUUGUGUCACGCUACACCCUAACUAGAGACUUGCCUCUGCUCUUCUCCCACAUCCAUGGUGUGGCCCUACAUAAGCCCGGGAAGUAUCUGAGAAUAGAACACAUUACAGAGGAGGGUUACACCAAACUGCCAGCCGGUGCUGCUCUACAAUGGUCUAUAUAUGAAGCUGGCAUGGCAUUGACUAAUCAUCAGGAAUCAUGUGAUGAAUGGGGAGGUAAAUCUCAAGACAAUCAUGUGGAAUGUGUGUGAGCAUCCCAGUUGGGCCAUGCACUGCAAACUCCGGGGCAAUUGACAUAUGACGACUGUAUUACCAGUAUUAUUAAAGCACUUCUUUCCAAAGUGAUCCUCGAUGGGGAACUAUUCUGUGACUACUGAGCCGCGAUAAGCUUUUAAAAAUGACCUUGCUUAUACAAUACGUUAGGAGGAAUAUAUUAUUGGUGUGUUAUGUGUGCUGUGGUUAGGGUUGGCCAUGGGCUAUGGUGGAUCAUUUUAGAUUCCCUACAAAUAAUCUGGGAAUAACAUCAGACACAAUCUAUACAUUUUCAUUAGAUGUUUUGGUAAUUACCACACUAACAUAUCACAAGCAAACCCCUGAGGCUAUCCAUAUCUCUACACCGCUGACGUAGAUGGAAUAUUAUUUUUGAAAUGGGGAAAUAUAGGCUGAAGAAAUUCUGAUUGUGAACAUGUUUGAUGCCAUGCGAUUUUAAUUAACUAAAUAUAAAAUCCAGAUGUAUUUUCUUCUGGUACUGAUAAUAUUUAUUUACAUGAAUUAUAUUUAUGUAGAAUGCUAUAGUCUGAACAGCCGCUAGUGGUCGCAGUUUACCUGUCUAUUGACGGUCUCACAAUCUGCAGGCUAGGAUAUAAACUAAGAGAUAGUUUAUAUUCUAAUUUGACAGUCAUUUCAUUGUCCAGAAAAAAAGUAUGUGAAUCAAAUUAAUAUAGUUUUUAUUUUCAAUAGGUUACAUUUUAUGUUAUUUCAUAUGUUAUUUAAAUUAAGAAUGCUGCGGAAUGGGAAACAGGAUUUUGAUUGCCUUGACAGAUGAAUAGGUUUUCUCAUCUCCGUUCUGCUAGCAGCAGGAAGUUAUGCUGGACCUUUUUUUUCCUCUCAAAAUAAGAGUCCCCCUGCAUAGACACUAAACAUUAGGAAAAUCGAUUUUCGAAGCACUCUAGUGCAGUGAAACGUGUUGCACAGCGUUGCAACAAUCUUGGAAAAAUAGAUAUAUCAGCAUUAUUUUGAAAGUUUACACAAAUACUGGUAUAUUCAACUCUAUUUAAAUAGAGGGGUAUGAAGUGCUCCUGGAUGUGUAUGAGAGUCCCCCUCAAAACCUGAACAUAUUCGGUUCGUAGAGACCCCACUGAGUAUUUACCAUCAAGCUUUGUUGUUGUUGCUAUAGUCCAAUGUGUAAUACGCCGUAUUCAAUGGCGACUCGUCAUUCUGCCCCACCUGUUUUGAAACCCACAUUUUUUGCAAAAAAACAAAUGUUUGGGGGGCUUGCAUGUUAUUUGGACAUUAAUGUGUCACAUCAGUUUGCAAACAAUGUAAAAACAUUUUGUUGAUAUAUAAUUGAGUUAAUAAAGCCGCACACAACCGUG
Molecule: messenger RNA, 4363 nt
Organism: Oncorhynchus keta (chum salmon)
Lineage: Eukaryota; Metazoa; Chordata; Actinopteri; Salmoniformes; Salmonidae
Product: interleukin-17 receptor D
Exons: 17
Coding region: 1172-3019 (615 amino acids)
Molecular function (GO): interleukin-17 receptor activity
Source: RefSeq, a predicted model, not a curated record